GUGGGUACACAUGAACGACAGGCUCAGGCUCCUAUCUGGGAUAAUUGGCUGCUUACAAUUUGAUGACUUUGCUGUUCUUACGUCUCCAAAGGGAGCCGUGCCAGUCAGGGGGAAGGCUCUGUCUGCUGAUUUAUGAAAAGCCUCAAUCAAUAUGUGAUAUUCAUUUUGCAAAUGAAUGUCAGAAUGAUGUAGUCCUCAGGUCAUUUAACGUUUCACACGGUAAUGUGCUUCAUGGCACCGGAUCAGAGGAUUGUUCUGUCUCAGUGGUGAAACUUUAAAAAAUUGGUCUAAAUCGGGAACUGUGUGACAAAUGUAGGCAGCGAGUCUCAAUGGAGUACUGUUGAGGAAGCGGAGUGUGCCGAUACAGCAUCAUAACGUGGAAGUGUGGACUGAGCAAUGGCGGUAUAACGUUACUGUAGGGGGCCGCAGUUAGCUAACACUGCUGUUGAUGAGCAGCAACAGAUACAGGACAUGAAUGGUGGCUCCAAAAAGAUAAACGUUAAUUUAAUAACAUAAAUGACAGAUUUAUCACAAUGUUACACCGUGACUUGUCCAUGUUAACGCUAGCUAACGUUAAUUACACAUAAAUGUAACGGUAGCUGUUUGAUCAGUGCUAGCAACAUCCGGGACAUUGUUUUAGCCGUUGUUGGCAGUUUUUGUUUUUACAUGUUAACUCUUCGCCUCUAAAAAGAAGUCACGGAACAAAAUAAAUGUCGAUGAUUCGUAUUUUAUCAUCAAUUGUAGUCUUAUUGGCAAAUUAUUAAAACAAACCAGCCGCGGGGAUUCUUGAAAGCUGCGUCAUAGGCAUAGCUAGUCUACUAAAUCGCGUUAAGUUAGUUACAGUUACAUGUUAGCUAACUAGCUGUAUGUGCAGUACAAUAUAUUCAUUUGAUUCUAGGUUACUUCGUAAGCCAGCUUUUGACUCAAAAUGAGUUUAGACUCACUAUUUCAACAAGUCCUUCUAACUGAACAGCAUUCAACUGAACAGAAUCAAAGAAUCAGAGAAGUCAAAGUAGCCAUCAUCAGAUGCAAUGAGAAGAUAAAGAGAGCCACUGAGAAGAAUGAAAAGACCAAUGAGGAACUUGAUAUAAAGGCUCAGCAGUUGUCGGCGAUGAGGCCGCAGCAUGACCUGAUGAAGAAAUGUGAAGACCAGAUGUUGAAGCAAAUUGAGGAGCUGCUCUGCCAGAAGAGCCGACUCAGGGAACGUCUAGCCAAGAUAAAGUGGGAUUCUAAGGAAGAAGAGCAAAACUUCCUUCAAGACAUCUCAAGGUUCAACAGUGACUUCAGUCUUCGGGGGAACAGAGACGCAAUGUUCGAGAGCCAAACACACUCUGAGAUCCUGGACCGAGAGAGGGAGGUGGAGUCCUUAUACAAAGAGAUGGAGCUGAUGAGCCGCAGGAACAGACACAUGAGCUCCAUGCAGGAGGAGAGGAGAGUGCUCCAGCUCAAAAUGCAGGGCCUGGAUAACAUCCAGAAAGACCUGGAUCAGCAGUGCAGUGAGGCUGCGGCACGGACAGCAUGUCUGAGAGCAGAGAGCCUGGUUGUCAGUCAGAAGCCUCUCUCUGACACCACCUGCUCCAGGCUGAGGAAAGAGCUGGAGAAGCAUAAAGAAGGAGAGCUGGAGCUUCUGCGAGAGGCACUCAGCUCAGAAAUACACUUCCUGAAGUCGCAGCAGCUGGAGCGCAGCCAGGGAAGUGAGCAGCGUUAGAUUUGGCACAAUCCUGAUACAGGUCAUAUUAGUUCACUGAUUGUCUCUUCUGUUAAAGACAAACGUGUAUGUGAAUAGAAGGGAGAGACAGAAAAGAAAGAGGACAGGAAGGAACAAACGCAGCGACAUAAUAAAGUCUGUGCGCUUUAAUAAGUUGCAUGAAAAGAGCAAAUUCCAUUCUGUGCGUGACCUCAGUCGGUACAAAGACUCAACGUUACCGUUGGAACUUGUAAACCCUGCAACUAAACACGCACAAUAUUUAAGUUGUUAAUUGUUUUCAAUGAAACAUUUCCUUUGCUUUAAUGAGAAAUAUUUCUUUUUACAUUUGAUUUAUUUGCACAAGACUAACAACUAAAUACACGCCUGCAAAGUAAACAGAGUGUUUCAUUGCUGUGGUUUGAAGAAGUGGUUGUAUACUGCCCUCUAGUGCACAAAGUGUAACAUUACUAUCACUGGGGUCACGGCAGUAUCUUUAUGUAAACAUAGAAAUCCAAUAAAGUUUCUGUUAAUUACUUCAUUUUAAUUCAGUCACUGACAUUGGAUGUACAACAGAACAUUAGGAAAAUAAGAUGGGAGUAAAACACAUUUGAAGAAAUAUUAGUUAUUACUGCGUUUUUAUCACUGGAGGAGCCAAAAAAACUAAAGUUUCAAGGUGAUUAUAUUGUGAUUCUGUACAUCGAACAUAGUACAUAUUUAUGAAGUCCCUCCAACAUCACAGCGCUACUGUUUGUGCAAUCUGAGCUCCUGUCUGCCAAGAAUCUGUCAUUUAUUCAUAGAGAAUCAAAAGUGUUUUUGAGAAUCAAUACAGUAUCUCAAAAAAUAAUAUCGCAAUGCUCAAGUGUAUUGAUAUUUUUUUACACCCCUAUUAUUAUCUCAGCCUCUGGCCCCUAUUUUAGGACAUUGACGACAGGAAGACCCAAGAUGUUCUCCUGUAACGACUGAUUUAACUGAAAUGACUAUUAAAGUUAAAGGAAUGGAAUACUUAGGUUACAUGCUGACACAUGCCGAGUAAAGUUAGGUGUGCACCUGUCUCUGGUAGGAAGUCAUCUGACUCUAUCAAAGCAAACAGCUGAAGUAUCUUCAGGCUGCAACAGCACUCACACAACAUGUUGGAGUGAAGGUCUGCUGAUAAACGGAUGAAGUGUCUGAUAGACAUCUUCCACUCUGGUCUCCUUUUGUAUGUGCUGUAUGACAUGAUCUGGACCAGGGCAGCAGUUACUGAGGUUAACCACUCUGCCAAAUGGACUACUCUGUCUGCCCUCAGUGUUUGCUAACACAUCCCGACGUAGCUGACUGAGCUCAAGGUUAAAAAGUCCAAAUGAGAUUGCAGGAUCUCAUUAUGAAGCCAUUGACAUCCCACAUCACUCUAAUCAGGGAGAAUAUGAGCUGCACAAUGACCCUGUGGUGGGGGCCGACUGUCGUCUAAUCGUCACUUACUGAAAUAACUGUCUGGACUGAGGUAAACUGUGAUGUCACACGUCUCCCAUCAGGCGGCAACAGACGUAACAAUUAGUCUUUUCUUCUAAUGUUUCUGCCUAGUAACAGAGUCUCUACAUCUUUAUAGCAUCUGAAUU
Messenger RNA from Cottoperca gobio, 3282 nucleotides. Its product is annotated as coiled-coil domain-containing protein 172. The transcript is spliced from 8 exons. NCBI's taxonomy places the organism in Eukaryota, Metazoa, Chordata, Actinopteri, Perciformes, Bovichtidae. Bases 929 to 1708 code for a protein of 259 amino acids. The record is from RefSeq and is a predicted model, not a curated record. Gene Ontology annotation, cellular component: cytoplasm.